AUGACGAGUAACAACGACCUACGCAGCUACUCUGUUGUUGCACAUAUCCCAGACAACUCCACCAUUGCCGUCGUCAUUGACAACGAUGAGCACCAUUUGCAUCCUUUGCGUCAUGCAUCCAAUGUGAACACCCAUUUAUUGUAUACAGGAGAAGCUCCUCGACCAACCAACUGCUACAGCUACGUUAUCAUGAAGGAUGGCAUCAUCACGCAACGGGAGCCAUCCACUCGUUCUAUAUCUGGAACCUCUUCUUCCUCGACGACGACGACGACGACAUAUGACUUUUUUGAUCGUGUUCCAAAGAUCGAGCAUGUUGCACAGCUUCCUCGGCUGUAUGGACCUCUUUUCAAAGAAAAGCCCAAUGAGUUGCACAAACCUGGGCAGAUUGCGACGUUGCAUUUGACCGGUAACCAGGAUGACUUUGAUACCCUUCACAAACGUUACCAAGAGCAAAUCAAGAUUGAGGUUUCGAUGUCGUACAUUGGUGCUAAUGAUAUCAUGGAAUUUGAUUCUGUACAACUGAAGCUUUCGGGGCGUGCAUCUCGUUGGAUGUCAAAACUCAGUUAUGGGGUGAAGCUUCCAAAGGGCGCGAGGUUGUAUGGUCAUCGUCAUCUGAAACUACGGGCACUGGCAACCGACCCUUCUUAUCUACGCGAAUAUCUUUCGUACAAAUCGAUCAAAGCUUCUGGUCUCCCUUGCUCGGAUUUCUCGUUUGUUCGCGUUUUCAUCAAUAAUCAGGCAAUUGGUCUUUUUGGCUUGAUUGAGGUCUACAAGAAACCAUGGCUCAAGGAUGUGUUUGGUGACAACAAAGUCAACAUUUUGUAUCAAGGCUUGGGUUACAGCAAAGAAUCAAAUGAUCACAACCAAUGUGCCGACCUAAAGUACAAUCCAGACCUUGAGUCUUACAACCACGACCAAUACAAGAUCAAGGUUGCAGGCAAGAACGAUGAUGGCUAUCAAUCUUUGCAAUCAUUCACCAAAACGAUCGUUGAUGGCACUUGGAUGGAUCAUGCCAAUGUGGAAAGCUUCCUACGAAGCUAUGCAUUGGAGAUUGUGGCAGGAUUUUCGGAUGCUUACAUGUCCAUGGCCGACAAUUACUUUGUAUACAAGCAUAAGGAUGGAUUCGUGCACAUCAUGUCAGACGUCGAUAUGACAUUUGGACAAACGACCUUGCGACUAGAGAAGAUGUUAACCGGUGAUUAUCGACAAUACCCAGGAAUCGAUAUUCGCCCUAUGUCAAAAUACAUCCUUGACAACGCCGACCUCUCCAACCAACUACAACAAAAAGUCAACGAAAUGGCUUCUCAACUCGUGAAUCCUGAGAUCAUGCGUCCUGUGAUUGAUGAUGUCUAUCGUUUGAUCGAACAAGAUGUGGCAUGGGAUAAGCAACUUCCACGCAUGGGGCAAAAUCAUAUCGCAACCAACACAACAACAUAUGAUCGUGAUAACCUUCCCUUUUGGGUUCAUCCACCCAUUGAGCCCGAUGUACUCGACGAUUUCAAUGUGCGUAUGCGUAAUGAUGACGUUGGAUUUUACGACGCUGUCUAUGGAAAGCCGCCAUACACUUCUCUCACCGGUGUUUUGGACUAUAUCACAAAAAGCAGCAAUGCCAUCCUUACUCGAAAUAGUACUUAG
Lichtheimia ornata is the source of this 1635-nucleotide messenger RNA. RefSeq lists its product as uncharacterized. The record is from RefSeq and is a predicted model, not a curated record. The coding region runs from base 1 to 1635 and encodes 544 amino acids. Lineage: Eukaryota; Fungi; Mucoromycota; Mucoromycetes; Mucorales; Lichtheimiaceae. The transcript has 4 exons.